Messenger RNA from Fomitiporia mediterranea MF3/22, 945 nucleotides. RefSeq lists its product as uncharacterized. Gene Ontology annotation, biological process: carbohydrate metabolic process. Bases 1 to 945 code for a protein of 314 amino acids. NCBI's taxonomy places the organism in Eukaryota, Fungi, Basidiomycota, Agaricomycetes, Hymenochaetales, Hymenochaetaceae. The transcript is spliced from 11 exons. The record is from RefSeq and is a predicted model, not a curated record. Gene Ontology annotation, molecular function: arabinan endo-1,5-alpha-L-arabinosidase activity.
AUGCAGUGUCUUUCAACGCUCUCCGUCCUCGCCUUUCUCGCAGUCGCCACUGUUUCCUCUGCAUACCCCAAUCCAGAAUAUGUCACUGGGGACAUAAAUCCUGUGCACGACCCGACACUGUGCAAAGACAAUACUGGGAAAUACUUUUUGUUUGCGACAGGUACAGGACUUGAAAUCCGCACUUCGACGGACAGAAUAACGUGGACCCUUGAGGGUGUUGUUUUCCCGAGCGGUGCAAGUUGGACUGAUGAGUAUACCGGGACAUCGAACGGCGUGUUGUGGGCUCCUGACUGUACAUACCUCAACGGACAAUUCUAUCUGUACUAUGCUGCUUCAACAUUCGGCUCGCAGAAAUCUGGAAUAUUCCUUGCUACGUCUACCACGGGUCUUCCUGGUUCUUUUGUCAAUCAAGGCCUUAUAAUAUCAACAGCGCCGGGCGACUCAUACAACGCUAUUGAUCCAAACUUGAUUAUAGAUGGCAGGGAAUGGUACUUAUCGUUGGGUAGUUAUUCGACUGGCAUAAAGGGCGAAGAGGUGGUGCCACUGGAUGGACAUGUAACUGGUUCACUUGAUUCACUUGCUGCACGGUCUGGCGGUACAACUGCAAUUGAAGCCUCCGUAAUCUUCAAAUACGGUGACUUCUACUACCUGUUCACGUCCUGGGACCAAUGCUGCGAGGGCACGAAUAGCACAUAUAACAUCCACGUUGGACGCUCUACAAGCUUGAGGGGUGGCUAUGUGGACGCGAAUGGGGUUCCACUUAUAUCCGGUGGCGGCACACUUGUGCUUGAAACCCAUGAUGGGAUCACUGGUCCGGGCGGACAAGACCUUUUGGUGGACGAUGAUGGACCUAUCCUCGUUUAUCACUAUUAUACGGAUGCCGGUAGACUGCUUGGGAUCAACCGUCUUGAUUUCUCGAGUGGAUGGCCUGUCGUCGUCGAAUGA